This is a messenger RNA of Eubalaena glacialis (North Atlantic right whale), 1509 nucleotides long. RefSeq names its product cytochrome P450 2F5-like. Gene Ontology annotation, cellular component: cytoplasm; intracellular membrane-bounded organelle. Lineage: Eukaryota; Metazoa; Chordata; Mammalia; Artiodactyla; Balaenidae. Gene Ontology annotation, biological process: xenobiotic metabolic process. The record is from RefSeq and is a predicted model, not a curated record. Gene Ontology annotation, molecular function: heme binding; iron ion binding; oxygen binding.
AUGGACAGCAUAAGCACAGCCAUCUUGCUCCCGUUCCUGGCUCUCGUCUGUCUGUUCCUGACCAUCGGCUCAAGGGGCAAAGACCGGCCGCCCCCAGGCCCCAGACCCCUCCCACUCUUGGGAAACUUGCUGCAGCUUCGCUCCCAAAACGUGCUGACCUCCCUCACCAAGCUGAACAAGGAGUUCGGCUCAGUGUACACAGUAUUGGGGCCCAGGCGGGUGGUGGUCCUCAGCAGGUACCAAGCUGUGAAGGAGGCUCUUGUGGACCAGCGGGAGGUGUUCAGUGGCUGCGGCGACUACCCUGUCUUUUUCUUUUCUUUUUUUUUUAAUAUAAAUUUAUUUUAUUUAUUUAUUUUUGGCUGUGUUGGGUCUUCGUUGCUGCACGCAGGCUUUCUCUAGUUGCGGUGAGCGGGGCUACUCUUCGCUGCAGUGCACGGGCUUCUCAUUGCGGUGGCUUCUCUUGUUAUGAGAAAACUGAGACUCAGAGAAGGGAACCCUUCGACCCCGUUUGUGCUGAGCCUCUCGGUGUCCAACAUUAUCUGCUCCGUGAUCUUCGGCACCCGUUUCGACUACGACGAUAAGCGUCUCCUCACCAUUAUCCACCCCAUCAAUGACAACUUCCAAAUCAUGAGCAGCCCCUGGGGAGAGCGGUACAAUAUCUUUCCGAGCCUCCCGGACUGGGUGCCCGGGAUGCACCAACACCUUUUCCAGAACUUCGGACACAUGAAGGACCUCAUCGCCCGCAGCGUCCGUGACCACCAGGCCUCCCUCGACCCAAACUCUCCCCGGGACUUCAUUGAUUGCUUCCUUACCAAGAUGGCACAGGAGAAGCAGGACCCGCUGAGCCACUUCCACAUGGAUACUCUGCUGAUGACCACACACAAUCUGCUCUUUGGAGGCUCCGAGACCGUGGGUACCACGCUGCGCCACGCUUUCCUCGCGCUCAUGAAGUAUCCAAAAGUGCAAGCCCGCGUACAGGAGGAGAUCGACUGCGUGUUGGGACGCGCGUGGCUGCCUGCGCUGGAGGACCGCGCCAUGCCUUACACAGAUGCGGUGAUCCACGAGGUGCAGCGCUUCGCAGACGAUCCCAUGAGCUUUCCACACCGCGUCACUCGGGACACGACUUUUCAAGGCUUCCUGCUACCCAAGGGCAUGGAUAUCAUCACCCUCCUUAAUACAGUCCACUACGACCCCAGCCAAUUUCUGACGCCCCGGGAAUUCAACCCUGAGCAUUUUCUGGAUGCCAAUCAGUCCUUCAAGAAGAGCCCUGCCUUCAUGCCUUUCUCAGCCGGUGAGAGUGGUCAGGGGCAAGAUCCAGUCUUUCUGGCCCACCGGCUGUGCCUGGGCGAGUCGCUGCGGCGCCGGGAGCUCUUCCUCUUCCUCACCGCCAUCCUGCAGAGCUUCUCGCUGGAGCCGCUGGGGGCGCCCGAGGACAUCGACCUGACCCCGUUCAGCUCCGGUCUCUGCAAUUUGCCGCAGCCUUUCCAGCUGUGCCUGAGCUCGCGCUGA